AUGGCAUCGAAAGUGUUACAGACCAAUUACGAUGUUGACUAUGUCAUUAUCUAUCGAGUGCCAAAAGUAGAUAAGGCGGCUGCAACAGCUCAAUUCCAAAAGCUCAUCCGUACCCUCACCGAAACUGGGCUGACCACCGAGGUCCGCCGAGGCGACGAAACAUCCCUCCUCGUCUUUGUGAGGAUUUCUGACGAGAAGAUCUUUUCGAAUGUCGUGUACAGGUCACGGAUUAAAGACUGGCUCUACGGCAUCCGCCAGAUCCAGCCGAGCGGUGACCCUGGUCAGACUCUCAGUUCCGAGCCCCUGACUGAUGCUGAACGACACCGACACGUGCAUCAUAUGAUAUGUUUUCCCCGCGAAGAAGGAGGAGCUGGAAUCACACCCAAACAUGGUGAAUGGGACAACGUCGAGGCUGUCUUUCCCUUGCAUGAUCAUGCCCAGAACAAGAAAUGGUUGACAGAAUUCUCCCGCAAGACAUUCCUAAACCCCGAAGACCUCGACGAGAUCAGGAACACCGUGGGCGAAAAGAUUGCAUAUUACUACGCCUUCCUCCAAACCUAUUUCUCUUUCUUGAUCUUCCCCGCAGCAUUCGGGUUUUCCUGCUGGGUGUUGCUGGGCAACUUUUCCGCCAUCUACGCUGUUGUCAAUGGACUGUGGUGUGUAGUAUUUGUUGAAUACUGGAAGCGUCAAGAGCAAGAGUUGGCAAUCCGGUGGGGUGUCAAGCAUGUCUCAGCCAUCCAAGCCAAGAGGAGAGAAUUCGUGCCCGAGAAAAUCACUACCGAUCAUAUCACCGGCGAAAAGGUGGCAUAUUUCCCAGCCAAAAAGCGGCUAUUAAGGCAGCUGCUUCAAAUCCCGCUGGCCUUGCUCUGCGUUAUAGCUCUUGGGACUGUCAUCUGCACAUGCUACGCGAUCGAGAUCUUCCUUUCGGAAGUGUAUGAUGGCCCGCUCAAGUCGGUCCUCGUCUUCACGCCUACCAUCAUUCUUACUCUGGCGGUCCCCGCAAUCAGCAAUUACCUGACCCAGUUUGCUGAAAAGCUCACUUUCUAUGAAAAUUAUGAGACUCACGAGGCACAUGACAGGGCUAUGAUCUCCAAAGUUUUUGUGAUCAACUUCAUCACCUCCUACACAGCAAUCUUCCUGACAUCCUUUGUCUAUGUCCCAUUCGCCUCCCUCCUAGUACCAUACCUCGACAUUUUCAGCUUGACGGUCAAGCCGUUUGCGGAGAACGAGAAACAACUGCAGACGCCCUCUGCCGCCUCUUUCACUAUCGACCCCAAUCGAUUGCGAAACCAGAUGAUCUAUUUUGCGGUGACUGCACAGAUCGUCAACUUUGCCAUGGAGACGGUGCUACCUAUCGUUACGCAGAAAGGGACUAAGAAAUACAAGGAGAUGCAGUCCUCUCGAGCCGAAAAAAAUGGUGGUGCAGCUCCAUCUGUGUCGGCAAACGAUCCGCCGGAGGAAAAGGAGUUCCUCACGCGAGUCCGCGAAGAAGCUGCUCUACCCGACUACGAUGUCACCUCUGAUCUCCGGGAAAUGUGUAUACAGUUCGGCUAUUUGUCGUUAUUCUCGGUGAUCUGGCCUCUCACGCCCGUGUCGUACUUCUUCAACAAUUGGGUCGAGCUGCGCGGCGAUACCUUCAAACUCACCGUCGAGUGUCGACGGCCCACUCCUACUCGAGCUGAUAGUAUUGGCCCGUGGCUUGACAGCCUGGAGUUUCUCGCAUGGCUCGGCAGCAUUACGACUGCCGCACUCGUGUACAUGUUCAGCGGAGGCAACGGACCAGAUGGCAAGCCGCACACUAUCAAACUCGCGGCCCUACUUCUGAGUGUCUUUCUCAGUGAGCAUAUUUUCCUUGUCGUUCGGCUCCUUGUGCGCUCGGCGAUCGGUAAGCUCGAUAGUGCGGCGAUGCGAAAGGAGCGUAGUGAGCGAUUCAUGGUCCGCAAGAAGUUCCUCGAAGAAGCCGGCCUGGCAGAUGUUAUCAAGCCUAUCACCACGGGCCCCAACAGCCCACUACAGGACGAGUCCGGGGCCCAGGCGUUUACGGAGAUUACUCGGGAGACUCUGGAAGAUGAUGCGCGACGGGAUAGUCUGUCGUCUUCCAACCCCACAGAUCGAUUCUGGAAACGUCAGCACAACUGGGCUGAAACGGAAAAGGUCGGGGUUGGACUGAUUGAUCUGAUGGAUCUAGGUUCUUCCACGACUAAAAAGAAGCAGUGA
Molecule: messenger RNA, 2217 nt
Organism: Capronia epimyces CBS 606.96
Lineage: Eukaryota; Fungi; Ascomycota; Eurotiomycetes; Chaetothyriales; Herpotrichiellaceae
Exons: 3
Coding region: 1-2217 (738 amino acids)
Biological process (GO): chloride transmembrane transport
Cellular component (GO): cortical endoplasmic reticulum
Molecular function (GO): chloride channel activity
Source: RefSeq, a predicted model, not a curated record